AUGUGGCAGGUUAGUGCCCGCUCCCUGUGCCGGGCCAGCUCCCGAGCCUGGCAGAGGCGGCUGCCUUGGCCCGGGCCCGAGCCCGCAGCCCCAGGGAGCCGCAGCCCCGCGUGGAGCCCCGGGACAGCCCCCGCCCAGGGACUCUGCUCCAUGGCCCCCUCCAUCCGCCUGUCGCCCGCCGCCCGCAGCCUCUUCGAUGAGCCGCUGGCCAUCGCCGUGCAGGGCCUCGGCCCGCGGCAGCAGGUCACGCUGCGGACGUCCUUGCGGGACGAGACCGGGGAGCUCUUCCAGGCCAGCGCCCGCUACCAGGCGGGCGACGACGGGCGGCUGGACCUGGCCCGUUGUCCUGCGCUGCCGGGAGGCAGCUUCUCCGGCCUGGAGCCCAUGGGGCUGCUCUGGGCUUUGCAGCCCCAGAAGCCUUUCUGGCGCCUGGUAAAGCGGGACGUGCAGAGCCCCUUCCUCCUGCAGCUGGAGGUGUUUGAGGGCCACGGGGAGCGUCCCGGGCGCCUCCUGGCCCAGGCGCAGCACGAGCGGGCGUUCCUGCGGGACGGGGUGCGGAGAGUCCCGGUGCGAGAGGGAAGGAUCCGGGCGACGCUUUUCCUGCCCCCCGGAGAAGACACCUUUCCAGGGAUCAUUGAUAUACAUGGAUUUGGAGGAGGUCUUUUAGAGGCCAGAGCAAGCCUGCUGGCCAAUCAUGGCUUUGCCACUCUGGCCCUAGCUUAUUAUCAAUUUGAAGAUCUGCCCCAGAAACCAAAGGAACUCCACCUGGAAUAUUUUGAAGAGGCAGUGAACUAUAUGCUGCAGCACCCACAGGUGAAGGGUCCAGGGGUUGGCCUGCUCGGUUUCUCCAAAGGGGCUGAAGUGUCCCUUGCCAUGGCUGCCUUCCUGAAGAACAUCAUGGCUGUUGCUUCCCUCAAUGCCCCUGUUGCUGCUACAUGUAUUCCUUUCUCUUACAAGGAUAAAAUCAUCCCUGCUGCGACCUCAUAUGAACACAAAGCCAAGACCACCAGUUCCAAGUUUCUUGAUUAUUCUGAUGUCCUUGAUGAUCCCUUUCAAGCCCCUGGCAACCAAAGCCUGAUCCCACUAGAGAAAGCUGAGGCACAGUUUCUAUUCAUUGUGGGACAAGAUGACCAUGUUGUCAAGAGUGAGUAUUAUGCUACCGAAGUCUGCAAGCUUAUGCAGGCUCAAGGGAAGGGAAAUUUUCAGAUUCUUUCCUACCCUGGAACAGGGCACUGCAUAGACCCUCCCUUUUUCCCUUUGUACCCCAUAGGAAGCCACCCUGUUUUUCACAAGCGGGCAGUCCUGGGUGGGGAGCUCAGGGCUUACUCUAAAGCUCAAGUUCAUGCUUGGUCACAGGUCCAGGCUUUUUUCAAAAAGUAUUUAAUUGUUAACUAA
Molecule: messenger RNA, 1395 nt
Organism: Hirundo rustica (Barn swallow)
Lineage: Eukaryota; Metazoa; Chordata; Aves; Passeriformes; Hirundinidae
Product: acyl-coenzyme A thioesterase 5-like
Exons: 3
Coding region: 1-1395 (464 amino acids)
Biological process (GO): fatty acid metabolic process; acyl-CoA metabolic process
Molecular function (GO): fatty acyl-CoA hydrolase activity
Source: RefSeq, a predicted model, not a curated record